Panicum hallii is the source of this 1910-nucleotide messenger RNA. RefSeq lists its product as uncharacterized. The coding region runs from base 860 to 1519 and encodes 219 amino acids. The record is from RefSeq and is a predicted model, not a curated record. Lineage: Eukaryota; Viridiplantae; Streptophyta; Magnoliopsida; Poales; Poaceae. The transcript has 3 exons.
UCGCCUCACGCCGGGCUGCGUCAGCCAACCAGAUGCGGACUCGUGUCAGGAUGACAGCUUCCCCCUUCUUUCUCCAAUUCUCCUCGACACGCCCCGAUCGCCUUCCCUUUUCCUUGGAGCAACCUGCCAUUUGCUCCCAACCCAAGGGAAGCAGGGUCGCUGGAGUCCGUGUUGGGCGAUCAGGUUUUGCGUUAGGCUGCAGGCUAGGUGUUUGAUGGUAUUCGCCUGAGGUGAGAAGAGGCCUGCUGCUCCGCUCGGUCUUCCGUUUGGAGGUGACUCGCGCCCUUCUGAAUCCGAUACAACAGCUGUAGAAUCGAAGUCUCUUGCUUUCCUGUAGUUGAUUCUUCGUCAUGCUCAUCGAUUGACUUGUUUAUCUGCUUGCUUGCGUGGUGCAAGUGCAACCGUAUGAUCGCCCCUAGGGUUCCAGAACCAAUUCUAGGCAAUGGUGGUCGUGUUGUGCCUACUGCGUUUUGAUGGAGGUGUAUUCCUGCUGUGAAUGCAACGAGCUGUUAGCCUGGAACAGCUGUCUGUGGUGAUAAUCUUAUAUGUCAAGAUAUUCACCUGAGGUCUCCGACAGAUCGGCGAGACCACUCGCUUUCAUAGCUGCUGUGACCAGAGAAGUGGAGAGGACAGCAGAAGCUAAAGCAAUGGUUCACCUGAUCUGCUGAGACCUGCUGCUGCUGCUGCUUCUGUAAACCGCCGUCAAGACUCUGGAGUAUUGGAUGUUUCUUAUGAGAUCAAUUGCGUGAACAGCAGGCACAACACAGCGAGGGGGGAGGGGAGCUGUGGGACUCGUCAUUACAGCCUUUCCCCCGGACACCAUCCCAGCAGCACAGCUCACUCCAGCCGAAAGCACGCCAUGGCAGAGGAGAAGAAGAAGCACAAGCACAAGCACAAGGAGAAGGAGAAGGAGAAGGGCGGCACGGAGCAGGCGGCGCACUUCAAGCCGUGCGCCGACGUGAAGGGCAUCCGGUUCGGGGGCCAGUUCAUCGUCAAGUCGUUCACGGUGCGGCGGGCGUCGCCGCUGGAGCUGCUGCGGCUGCUGGACAUCCCGCCGUCGUACCUGAGCGAGUGCCAGAGCCUGCCGUUCCCGUCCACCACCACCUACAUGCCCACCAGCUUCACCAUCCUGGCGCACCAGGCGUGGCACACGCUGACGCUGGGCCUGGGCACCAAGAAGUCCAAGGUGGUGCUCUUCGUGUUCGAGUCCGAGAGCAUGAAGGCGGCCGUGGACCAGCUGUGGCCGGCCAUGAUCCCGCUCGGGGACGUGAACAAGAAGCUCAUCCGCGGGCUCACCGGCAGCGAGAUGGCGCGGUUCAAGUUCCGGAAGGGCUGCCUCACCAUCUACGUCUACGCCGUGCGCCGGCUGGGCGCAGCCGGGUUCAUGCGCGCCGACGACCUCAGGCGGAUCCUGCAGUCGGUGGUGGACCUCAAGGACUUCCUGGACCACACCACCAUGCUCGCUAUCCCGAGCCAGAAGAGUAUCACCCUGCAGUCCCGGACCGCGGUGGCUCACUGAGACCGCAGAGCAUCGAUCUCUGAUGGAACCACGAGAAUCUCGAUCGGUUCAGCGCUGCAGAAGUACAGGUACGCGGACUUUUAAUCUUCAGAGGUCCUAAUUCUUUCUCGGUUGGAUAUGGAUUCGUUUGGUCAGUGUCGGUGCAAGCGUUCACCUCCUCUGCUUCUGGGAGCAGCUGUAUAGAUCUGUUGAACAAAAAGUGUUUCAGCAAAUCAAGCAUAGGUUUUUCCAAAGGCAAUUUUUCCUUCCAUGGAUCUUACAUUUCGUUAUACUCUUGUAGCCUUUGUCCCCUGAAAUAAUCCAUCAAUGAAGCCAUCUGUUCUAUGGCACUUUCUGGCCGUACUGGACAGCACUCGCUGCUGUAGCUACGGUACAGUACAGUCUUUGGAUA